Theileria orientalis strain Shintoku is the source of this 2946-nucleotide messenger RNA. Its product is annotated as protein transport protein sec24-like. The transcript has 2 exons. Gene Ontology annotation, cellular component: endoplasmic reticulum exit site; COPII vesicle coat. The record is from RefSeq and is a predicted model, not a curated record. Gene Ontology annotation, molecular function: SNARE binding; zinc ion binding. The coding region runs from base 1 to 2946 and encodes 981 amino acids. NCBI's taxonomy places the organism in Eukaryota, Apicomplexa, Aconoidasida, Piroplasmida, Theileriidae. Gene Ontology annotation, biological process: COPII-coated vesicle cargo loading; endoplasmic reticulum to Golgi vesicle-mediated transport; intracellular protein transport.
AUGGAAAGUAAAAAAUCGAACCUACCAACACAUCCGCCGAAAUUUGGGCACAACCGGCCAUUAUCGCAAACUGAUGAUGAUUCUAAACCGAAACCACAGGAUCCGCCUCCAUUAGACCCUGCGAGGUUUGAAGAAGCAGCGACAAUAUCGGCGCCGCCAAGAUUUCUGACGGGAAACAAGUCGAUUUACGACCACCUAGAAACAUCGUCAAACAAUAUGCUCUUCCCGCCGGCGCCGGUAGACGAGUUUCUGCCGAGCAAAAACGAAUCCUCAGAACAAUUUACCGGAGAUAAAGCAGUAUCGGACGUGUUCAACAGAAACUACGUGGACGCGGAGCUAAGAAGGCACAUCUUCGCAUACGGCCCGUACAGUCCGACGAGAAUUAGCAGGACGGGAAUACCGCGUCCGCACUCAUUCGUGCAGAACCCUGAGACGGAAAUACUGUACGAAACGACAAAAAAUCACGGCCUUAUACCGACGUUUGGAAAUCACAAAAUCGUGGACACGGGCUCAGCAAGUCCAAUAUACAUGACGCCCACAUUUACAUACCUGCCAGUUUUCGGAGGAUCGUUGAGCGAUAUGAGGCUGCCGUUUGGAGUACUGGUUCAGCCGUUCGCAGAAAAUGUAGAUGACACAGUGCCGCAACUGGACUUCCUGUCCUUCAUGGAAAAGAGGUCGAAGGCAAGGAGAGACCUGAUCAGGUGCAAAAACUGCCAAGCGUACUACAACCCGUAUAUGCACGUGAGGUCGAGGAACAGCAUGCGGGUGUGCAACUUCUGCUACGCGACGUUCCAGCUGACAGACGAGCAGAUGGAAGCAAUAGAUAGAAUCAACGCACACCACACGGAAAACACGCCGCUGAAAAAGGGAAGCGUGGACUACGUGGCGCCCUCGCACUAUUACACGAGAGUGAAGGAGCCUGGAGCAAUCUCGAGUCUUUUGACGAGAGCAGGCUCAAUUCCGAUGUUUAAGACGCAGGCGAAGGAAGAGGAGUACAUCUACGACACGUAUUCAGUGGCGCCAGUGCCAGCGGACAUGAGCGGAAACUACAACACGUUCGCGGCGACGUCCCAGGAAAACGGGGGAGAACAAUCAGUAAACGGAGGAGCCACGGAGGGUCAGCCGAUCCACGAGUUCCAGUACACGGAAGAUACUGAAAUAAAGUACCCAGUGUACACGUUCAUGAUAGAGACGACAUCGCAAGCAUCCAGAAUAGGGCUGAGAGAAUCGGUGCUCACGUCACUGAUCAACGCACUGAGUGCGCUGAAGGAAGAAGUGUUUGACCUGUGCGUGCUGUUCUUCGACUCAGCAGUGUACUCGUUCACAGUGGCGAACGGAAGGUUCGCAGUGAACGUAGUGAGUGAAGUGGAGGACAACUUUACGCCGUGCACAGCGUCGGAGAUCUUCUUGAGAGUGACGCCGGAAAAUCACGAGGAGGUGAAGGAGUACCUGGAAAAACUGCUGACAGUGCAGACGCUGAGGACGUCGCCGAACUGCUGCGCAAACUUCGCACUUAACUGCGCGCUGAGAGUGAUGAGCAGCGAGGACUGCUACGGAACGAUCUCAAUAUUCCACGCGACGCAGCCGGACAUAGGACUGGGGUCAGACCCGCAGAUGUUCGCGAAGUCGACCUUCACAAUGUCGGAGCUGCAAAUCAGCUUCUACAGCUCACUGCUGCAAGUGUGCUACGCAACAGGAAUAUGCGUGGACGUGUACCUGUGUCCGCCGGAGACGAGGAUACCGGGAGACAUACAGCUGAUGCACAUAGCGCAGCAGACAGGAGGAAACUGCGUGUACCUGCCGAGGUUCGAACACAAGUUCGACUACUUCAAAGUCUACCACGAGAUCGUGAGACUGCUGAAAGUGCCCUGCGGAUACAAGUGUGAGCUAAAGCUGCGCUGCUCAAAGCACAUUAAAAUCACGGAGCUGCUCUGCAGCUUCAACAACGCAAGAGCAGUGAAGGACUACUCGACGGUGACAGUGCCGAGAAUAGGGCCGAACCUGAGCAUCGGAUUCAUGCUCUCCCUCAACGACAUGGUCGACAACAAGACGGGACUGUACAUGCAGGUGGCCUGCCUGUACACGAACACGAAGGGAGUCCCGAUGGUGCGAGUGCACACCAACAGCACGCGAGUCAUCUCGAGCAUGAACGAAAUAUUCAGAAACACGAACCAGGACGCAAUCAUAAACCUGAUCGCAAGGAAGCUGGCGUACAACUACAUCAGGAACGGAAAGUAUAACAGGGACCAGUACAUAAGCAUGGUGGUGGAGGCGCUGACGGCAUACAGACACAUCUGCGCGUCGACGACGCCGAAGAACCAGCUGAUACUCCCGGACAACCUGAAGCUGCUUCCGGCGUACCUGAACGCAGUGCUGAAGUACGACAUCAAGGGCGAGUACGGCUUCGACUUCGUGAUGAAGCUGCUGGGGAUCCUGAACUCGUCGGUGAAGAUCACGCACUUCAUCUACGCAAGGACCUACAGCAUACACAGAAGCAUCUACGAGAAGCACACGACGCCGCCGGAGGGAGGAUUCAAGUUCCACUUCACCACGGUGCCGAGCGCGACGGAGAACGUGUACAGCGACGGCAUAUACCUGAUCGACGACGGAUACAAGCUGCUGGUAUUCGUGGGCCCGCACGUCAAGAGCACGGUCCUCUACGAGCUAUUCGGCCACGACUACCAGUUCCCGCACAUGUACGUGAACUCGACGGAGCUGAAGGACACGCCGACCUCGAGGAACCUGAUGGAGCUGGUCGAGCAGGUGCGCAGCCAGCACAAGGGGUGCCCGUACCUGCCGCUGAAGAUCAUCACGUACACGGCGAAGAACAGCAAGUACAUCAAGACGCUGAUGCUGGAGGACGAGCUGGGUGAGGAGCCGCGCUACUCGGAGUUCCUGGUGACGAUACACAGGCAGAUCCUGCAGUCGCGCGAGAAGCUGUUCUAG